Setaria italica (foxtail millet) is the source of this 1371-nucleotide messenger RNA. Its product is annotated as SUMO-activating enzyme subunit 1A. Gene Ontology annotation, cellular component: cytoplasm; SUMO activating enzyme complex. The transcript has 10 exons. Gene Ontology annotation, molecular function: SUMO activating enzyme activity. NCBI's taxonomy places the organism in Eukaryota, Viridiplantae, Streptophyta, Magnoliopsida, Poales, Poaceae. The record is from RefSeq and is a predicted model, not a curated record. The coding region runs from base 146 to 1141 and encodes 331 amino acids. Gene Ontology annotation, biological process: protein sumoylation.
AAGGGGGGAAGAAACGAAAACGAAAAAAAAAAAAUCUCUACCAAAGAACACUUGCAAAACCCUCGCCCGCUACCCCCCUCUCCCGAUCCCCCCGGCGGCUGACCUGAUUCGCGUUCUCAGUCUCGGGAUCCGGGCGCUCGCGGCGAUGGACAGCGGAGGCGGCGCGGAGGGGGAGCUCACGGCGCAGGAGACGGCGCUCUACGACCGCCAGAUCCGCGUCUGGGGCGUCGAUGCCCAGAAGAGGCUGAGUAAGGCGCACGUGCUUGUGUGCGGCAUGAACGGAACCACCACCGAGUUCUGCAAGAAUAUUGUUCUAGCAGGAGUUGGUAGUUUAUCCUUGAUGGAUGAUCACAUGGUCACGGAGGACGAUCUGAAUGCAAAUUUCCUGAUUCCUCCAGAUGAGAGCAUAUAUGGUGGUAGAUCUCUAGCCGAAGUUUGCUGUGAGUCUUUGAAAGAUUUCAAUCCUAUGGUCCGAGUUUCUGUCGAAAAGGGUGAUCCAUCACUGAUUGAUGGAGAAUUCCUCGACAAGUUUGACAUCAUUGUAGUUAGUGGUGCAUCUCUUAAAACAAAGCUGUUUAUUAAUGAAAACUGUCGGAAGAGAAGCAAGCGUAUUGCAUUUUACGCUAUAGAUUGCAAGGAUUCUUGCGGUGAGAUAUUUGUUGAUUUACAGAAGCAUAGCUAUGUUCAGAAAAAGCCUGGAGGAGAAAGUGAACCGCAGGAAUUGACAUAUCCUAGUCUUCAGGAAGCUAUAUCUGUAUCUUGGAAUAAUCUACCAAGAAGGACCGCAAAAUUAUACUUUGCCAUGAGAGUUUUGGAGAAUUACGAAUUAUCUGAAGGACGCAGUCCUGGUGAAACAACGCUUUCUGAUAUACCUGCAGUUUUGGCUCGGAGGAAGGACAUGUGUGAUAACAUGUCUUUGAGUGAGUCUCAAAUUCCUACUGCUCUCAUUGAACGACUGGUAGCAGCUGGAAAGAAGGAACAUCCUCCUGUAUGUGCCAUCCUAGGUGGUAUUCUUGGUCAGGAGGUGAUUAAAUCAAUAUCCUGCAAGGGUGAUCCAAUCAAGAAUUUCUUCUAUUUUGAUGCGGCUGACGGUAAAGGUGUCAUCGAGGAUAUCCCACCACCACCACCUUCUGUGAACUGACAUGCUCAGCUGCCUAACUACCUACUCUACCUGGUUCACUAAUCCUUGUACCCACCUCAUUAGCAUCAGAACAUGUAGAAACUUUUAGAUUCAUAGCCAACUGGAAUCGAAUGUGGCGUCUUAGGAAUUGUAUCGAGCAACAGACGUGUCAGUAUUGCACUAACAAUUUCAAGCUGAGUCUCGAUGGUUUCCAUACUUUCCGGAUGAUGGAUUUCUUUGUCGUCUCUUUA